Molecule: messenger RNA, 3391 nt
Organism: Oreochromis aureus
Lineage: Eukaryota; Metazoa; Chordata; Actinopteri; Cichliformes; Cichlidae
Product: protein NLRC3-like
Exons: 9
Coding region: 1-3345 (1114 amino acids)
Molecular function (GO): protein binding
Source: RefSeq, a predicted model, not a curated record
AUGGAUGACAACACUCGUACAGUUUGGGUGGCGGCUGGUGGUGACGUGGGCGUGAGUGAAGACCAUCAGGUGGCUUGCCAGGUGGUCGCCGGCGGUGUGGGCAUGUACGUGGACCCACUGGUGGCUUGGCAGGUGGUCGACGGUGGCGUGGGCAUGUACGCGGACCAUCGGGCGACUUGGUGGGCAGUCAACAGCGGCGUGGAUGUGGACAAGGACCCUUGGAUGGUUUGGCUGAAGUGUGGUCGGACCAGGCGAGCCAUCGUCCUCAGACUGAGUGUGGCAGGAUCAGGCGAGGCGUGGCAUGACCAGGAAAUGGUGUGGCAACCACAGGCAACAAAACUGGACCAGAUGGUGGCAAGAGUGGACCAGAAGAGCUCAAACGUCCCCAGUGGUCAGUCGGCCCAGCAGCAUCAAACAUACCUGGACUCCAUAUUUAUGUUGCUGGAGGACAAGAUCAUCACUUUUGUGAAGAAAGAGCUGAAGAAGAUCCAGAAAGUUCUGAGUCCUGAUUACCCAGAAUGCUUAGAGAGUCAGAGGAGCAGCAGCAGAGAGGCAUUUGUAAAGAUCACAGUGGACUUCCUGAGGAGAAUGAAGCAGGAGGAGCUGGCUGACCAACUUUCUACUGCCGCUUGUCAACGUCAGCUUAAAUCUAAGCUACAGAAGAAGUUCCAGUGUGUGUUUGAGGGCAUCGCUAAAGCAGGAAACCCAACCCUUCUGAAUCAGAUCUACACAGAGCUCUACAUCACAGAGGGAGGGACUGGAGAGGUCAAUGAUGAACAUGAGGUCAGACAGAUUGAAACAGCAUCCAGGAAACCAGACAGACCAGAAACAACAAUCAGACAAGAAGACAUCUUUAAAGCCUCACCUGGAAGAGAUGAACCAAUCAGAACAGUGCUGACAAAGGGAGUGGCUGGCAUUGGGAAAACAGUCUUAACACAGAAAUACACCCUGGACUGGGCUGAAGACAAAGCCAACCAGGACAUCCAGUUCAUAUUUCCAUUCACUUUCAGAGAGCUGAAUGUGCUGAAAGAGGACAAGUUCAGCUUGGUGGAACUUGUUCAUCACUUCUUUACUGAAACCAAAGAAGCAGGAAUUUGCAGCUUUGAAGACUUCCAGGUUGUGUUCAUCUUUGAUGGUCUGGAUGAGUGUCGACUUCCUCUGGACUUCCACAAAACUACAAUCCUGACUGACCCUAGAAAGUCCACCUCAGUGGAUGUGCUGCUGAUAAACCUCAUCAGGGGGAAACUGCUUCCCUCUGCUCGCCUCUGGAUAACCACACGACCUGCAGCAGCCAAUCAGAUCCCUCCUGACUGUGUUGGCAUGGUGACAGAGGUCAGAGGGUUCACUGACCCACAGAAGGAGGAGUACUUCAGGAAGAGAUUCAGAGAUGAGGAGCAGGCCAGCAGGAUCAUGUCCCACAUCAAGACAUCCCGAAGCCUCCACAUCAUGUGCCACAUCCCAGUCUUCUGCUGGAUCACUGCUACAGUUCUGGAGGAUGUGCUGGAAACCAGAGAGGGAGGACGGCUGCCCAAGACCCUGACUGAGAUGUACAUCCACUUCCUGGUGGUUCAGGCCAAAGUGAAGAAGGUCAAGUAUGAUGGAGGAGCUGAGACAGAUCCACACUGGAGUCCAGAGAGCAGGAAGAUGGUUGAGUCUCUGGCAAAACUUGCUUUUGAUCACUUGCAGAAAGGAAACCUGAUCUUCUAUGAAUCAGACCUGACAGAGUGUGGCAUCGAUAUCAGAGCAGCCUCAGUGUACUCAGGAGUGUUCACACAGAUCUUUAAAGAGGAGAGAGGACUGUACCAGGACAAGGUGUUCUGCUUCAUCCAUCUGAGUGUUCAGGAAUUUCUGGGUGCUCUUCAUGUCCAUCUGACCUUCAUCAACUUUGGACUCAAUCUGCUGGAAGAACAACAAACAACCUCUACAUGGUCUAAACUAUUUAACAAACCAAAACUUAAAUCUCUCCACCAGAGUGCUGUGAACAAGACCUUACAGAGUCGAAAUGGACAUCUGGACUUGUUCCUCCGCUUCCUCCUCGGUCUUUCACUGCAGACCAAUCAGACUCUCCUACGAGGUCUGCUGACACAGACAGGAAGUAGCUCACAGACCAAUCAGGAAACAGUCCAGUACAUCAAGGAGAAGCUCAAUGAGAAUCUGUCUGCAGAGAAAAGCAUCAAUCUGUUCCACUGUCUGAAUGAACUGAAUGAUCGUUCUCUAGUGGAGGAGAUCCAACAGUCCCUGAGAUCAGGAAGUCUCUCCACAGAUGAACUGUCUUCUGCUCAGUGGUCAGCUCUGGUCUUCAUCUUACUGUCAUCAGAAAAAGAUCUGGAUGUGUUUGACCUGAAGAAAUACUCUGCUUCAGAGGAGGCUCUUCUGAGACUGCUGCCAGUGGUCAAAGCCUCCAACAAAGCUCUACUGAGUAGCUGUAACCUCUCAGAGAGAAGCUGUGAAGCUCUGUCCACAGUUCUCCAUUCCCAGUCCUCGAGUCUGAGAGCACUGGACCUGAGUAACAAUGACCUGCACGAUUCAGGAGUGACGCUUCUGUGUUCAGAACUGAAGAGUUCACAUUGCACAAUGGAAACUCUGAGACUGAGCCUCUGCAAACUCUCAGAGAGAAGCUGUGAAGUUCUGUCCACAGUUCUGAGUUCCCAGCAUCCCAGUUUGAGAGAGCUGGACCUGAGUAACUCCGACCUGAAGGACUCAGGAGUGAAACUUUUAUCUGUGGGACUCAAGAGUCCACAGUGCAAAGUGGAAUCUCUCAGGGUGGAGCCUGCUGGAGUCCGAUGGUUGAGACCAGGUCUGAGGAAGUAUUCCUGUCAACUCACAAUCAACACAAACACAGUGAACACAAACCUCCAACUGUCUGACAACAACAGGAAGGUGACACAUGUGGAGGAGGUUCAGUCAUAUCCUGAUCAUCCAGACAGAUUUGAUGAGUUGAAACAGCUGCUGUGUAGAAAUGGUCUGACUGGUCGCUGUUACUGGGAGGUCCAGUGGAGUGGAAGGGUUGAUAUAUCAGUGAGUUACAGAAGCAUCAGAAGGAAAGGACGCAGUAAAAACUGCUUGUUUGGAAAUGAUGAUCAGUCGUGGAGUCUGUUCUGCUCUGAUGGUGGUCCUGUUUGUGUUUAUCACAAUAAUAGAAAAACACCCAUCUCCUCCUCCUCCUCCUCCUGUGUCUCUAACAGAGCAGCAGUGUAUGUGGACUGUCCUGCUGGCACUCUGUCCUUCUACAGAGUCUUCUCUGACACUCUGAUCCACCUCCACACCUUCAACACCACAUUCACUGAAACUCUUUACCCUGGGUUUGGAGUCUGGUCUGGUGCCUCAGUCUUUGUGCUGAGUUGAGUGUAAAGAGUGUCUCCUGUUAGAGAAACACUCUGACAGUCCCUGU